Striga asiatica is the source of this 2109-nucleotide messenger RNA. The record is from the annotation of a GenBank genome assembly. NCBI's taxonomy places the organism in Eukaryota, Viridiplantae, Streptophyta, Magnoliopsida, Lamiales, Orobanchaceae.
AUGGCCGCCGCCGCCGCAGCCACCACCCUCAACGACUUACCCGACGUCAUCCUCUCCAGCAUAAUGGCCGCCGUUUCCGACGUCCGCAGCCGCAACUCCGCCUCCCUCGUCUGCCACAAGUGGUACCUCCUUGAACGCGCCACCCGCUCCGCCCUCACCCUCCGCGGCAACAUCCGCGACCUCUUCAUGCUCCCCACCUGCUUCCAGUCCACCUCCCACCUCGACCUCUCCCUCAUCUCCCCCUGGGGCCACCCCCUCACCUCCGCCGCCGAUCCCGACUCCGCCCUCAUCGGUCACCUCCUCCGCCACGCCUUCCCCGCCGUCACCUCCCUUGCGAUCUACGCCCGCGACCCCUCCACCAUCCACAUCGUGGUCCCUCAGUGGCCCAACCUCGAGCGCCUGAAGCUCGUGCGGUGGCACCAGCGCCCGCAGACGGAGGCCGCCGGCGACGAGCUUAAACUGCUCAUCUCCGAGUGCGGGACUCUGAAAUCCCUCGAUCUCUCCUCCUUCUACUGCUGGACGGACGAUGUGCCUGCCGCCCUCGGCUCCUGCCCUACCUUCGCCGCGAAUCUCAAGUCCCUCAACCUCCUCAACUCCUCCUUCUCAGAGGGUUUCAAGUCCGACGAGAUUAAGGCUAUCACCAAAGCCUGCCCCAAUCUCCGUGAAUUCCGGGCCUCCUGUAUGUUCGACCCCAGGUACAUCGGGCACGCCGGGGAUGAGGCCUUGGUUUCCAUAUCGGUCAACUGCCCCAAAUUGGAAAUCCUUCAUUUAGCCGACACCAAUGCCUUGUCCAGUUCCAGGACUGACUUCGAUCCGGACGAGCGCGAGGGUUUGGGUCAAGAGGAAGCUAAGAUCAACGUAGCUACUCUGAUUGAGGUCUUCUCUGGACUCCCUCUGUUAGAAGACCUAUCUCUAGAUCUCUGCAACAACGUCAGGGACAGUGGCCCCGCACUCGAGGUGCUCAACUCCAAAUGCCCCAAGCUCAAAUCCGUGAAGCUCGGCCAGUUUCACGGGAUCUCGUUGCCCGUCGAGUCAAAGCUAGACGGAAUCGCCCUUUGCCAAGGGCUCGAGUCUUUAUCCAUUAGGAAUGUGGAUGACUUGACGGACAUGGGACUGAUUGCGAUUGGCAGAGGCUGUUACAGGUUGGCCAAGUUCGAGGUCUACGGCUGCAACAAGAUAACUGUGAAAGGUAUGCGGACUAUGGCUAGCUUGCUGCGCAAGACACUAGUUGAUGUAAAGAUUGCUGCCUGCAAGAAACUCGGCGCUGUUCAGUCCUUGAAAGCUCUGGAGCCCAUUCAGGACCGUCUCGAGAGGCUCCACAUAGACUGUGACUGGGACUGCCCAGACGAAGAGGAAGAGGAGGAAGAGCCUAGCGACUACUUUGACUCUGCUGCCGAAUAUGAUGACGAGAUUUACAGUGUUCGCAAGAGGGCUCGAUACACAUACGAUCUGAAUUCUUCUUCCUCAGGUCUCGACGUAAAUGUCGAAGGCUAUGACGAGGACAAGACGUGGGCCAGACUGCGGUAUGUUUCACUCUGGCUUUCCGUGGGCCAGCUUCUGACUCCAUUAGUGGCUGCUGGGCUCAACGACUGUCCUGAACUGGAAGAGAUGAGUAUCAAAGUCGAGGGAGAUUGCAGGCUGCUGCCGAGGCCCGUUGUGCGCGAGUUCGGGCUUACUACUCUCCUUAAUUACCCUAAACUGUCAAGAAUGAAUUUGGACUGUGGUGACAUAAACGGGUAUGCCCACACAGCACCUUCAGGCCAGAUGGACUUGAGCCUUUGGGAAAGGUUUUAUUUGAUUGGUAUUGGCCAUUUGGGCCUGACGGAGCUUAACUAUUGGCCUCCGCAGGAUAGGGAUGUGAACCAGAGGAGUUUGUCCUUACCUGCUGCUGGACUGCUACAGGAGUGUAACUGGCUUAGGAAGCUUUUCAUACAUGGAACUGCGCACGAGCACUUCAUGAUGUUCUUUCUGAGGAUUGAAGGUUUACGGGACGUGCAGCUGAGGGCGGAUUAUUAUCCUGCGCCAGAGAAUGAUAUGAGCACUGAGAUGAGGGCUGACUCGUGCAGCCGUUUUGAGGUUGCUCUUAACAGGCGCCAGAUCUCUGAUUAA